Sitodiplosis mosellana (orange wheat blossom midge) is the source of this 1981-nucleotide messenger RNA. It is a transcript of the gene Dhdds, whose product is annotated as dehydrodolichyl diphosphate synthase complex subunit Dhdds. The transcript is spliced from 3 exons. Gene Ontology annotation, molecular function: ditrans,polycis-polyprenyl diphosphate synthase [(2E,6E)-farnesyl diphosphate specific] activity. The record is from RefSeq and is a predicted model, not a curated record. Lineage: Eukaryota; Metazoa; Arthropoda; Insecta; Diptera; Cecidomyiidae. Gene Ontology annotation, cellular component: dehydrodolichyl diphosphate synthase complex; endoplasmic reticulum. Gene Ontology annotation, biological process: polyprenol biosynthetic process. The coding region runs from base 859 to 1839 and encodes 326 amino acids.
GUUUUAUUUAUGUUAUUUCUUGUGUAUUUUUUUCGUACAGAAUUUGACCUAGGGAGUAAAACAGCUGCCGGCAAAUGAUAAACGUGCAACAAAAUCAUUUUCAAAAAAAAUCUGUGAAAAUACGCCAUACAAAGCAUCUAAAGAUCUGAAACAUGUCAUAAAAUCUCCUGAACUGUUUUCAUUUCUUGAAGAAAAUAAGAUUUUAUGAAUAUUUUCCAUGUAAAUACAAUUCAUUUUUUUCGCAUCGUAAAUUUUAAUGCGAGCUACAUGUUUUCGCUUCAAGUCAUGAAUUACGAAUGAGCUGUGCUGUGAGACCGUGCCACGGUUUUGACAUCGAAAUGGAGCAUCAAACACAGCAAAUCCAUUGAACUGAAAUCGUUCAACCGAACUGUCAGAUCACAAGACCACGACGUUAAACAAACGUCAAGUGUGCGAUAAAUAGAAAAAAGAACGAUUUUAACUGAGCGCAUCAUGUACUGAUCAAUUUGUCGUUGUCGCACCUCAUCUUAUCUCGUCUAAUGAAUUAGUUCAAUAGGACUUGCAGUGAGAGACCAACAAUAAAGCAGUUCCUCGUUGCCAACACAUUAAUUUUUAUUCUAGUGUGCGACAACCUUCGAACCGGACAAAUUGAAAUCAAGCAGUCAGAUGAUGAAAUUUUCCAUGCAAUCGAGCUAAAAACUGUUUUUUUUUUCUUCUGUUCAUUUUGGUGGAGUGUGUCAGGAAUUCAGUCCAGUUAUCGCGAGCGAAUCCGGUUGACGUCAUCACAUUGUUUUGAUUUCGAUACGUGUCUUGUGAUUCUACCUUCACAUUCCCAAUUAGUUGGUACGAAUUAUCAAGCAAUUUUGCAGCAAAAAAAAAAUGUCGUGGAUGCGUGACAGUAGUUUGAAUUGGGCGCAAAAAUUUGCGCUCAAAGUGAUAAAAACAGGGAAAAUUCCGCGUCAUGUGGCGUUUAUUAUGGAUGGCAAUCGACGUUAUGCGAAAAAAUUGCACUUGACUACGAGCACUGACGGGCAUGUGCACGGUUUUGACAAACUCGCCGAAGCACUGCAAUGGUGUUUGGAUAUUGGCAUUGAAGAAGUCACCGUUUAUGCAUUCAGUAUUGAGAAUUUCAAACGCGAUGAAUCCGAAGUCAACGCUCUACUGGAAUUGGCACGUGAAAAAUUCAACAAAUUUAUGGAGGAAAGUGAUGAGCUGAACAAACGUGGAAUUUGCAUUCGAAUGAUUGGCAAUUGGAAACUGCUGCCGGUUGAUCUACAAAAAUCUAUGGCCGAUGCAAUGCUAAUGACUAGGAAUAACAACAAGGCAUUUUUAAAUGUGGCAUUUGCGUACACAUCACGCGAUGAAAUUACCGAAUCCAUACGGGAUAUUGUCGAUGGUGUGAAACGAAAUGAAUUGGAAUCAAAUGACAUCACCGAUGAUCUGAUACGACGAUGUAUGUACAGUGGCAAGUCAUCGGAUCCCGAUCUAUUGGUUCGAACUUCUGGAGAGUCACGAUUAUCGGACUUUUUACUGUGGCAGGCAUCGACUUCAAUAAUUUACUUCACAAAAACUCUUUGGCCGGAAUUUACGUUUUGGCAUUUGUUGGCGGGCGUUUUCUACUAUCAACGACACUAUCAAUCGAUGCACAGUGUUAAGCGAUCUCUGCACCAAUUUUCCAGUGUCAUGGACGAUGAAUCGUUCACAAAAGACCUCGAACAAGUGAGGCAAACGUCCAAUAUUGCUGAGAUCGAAACCAGUUCCAAACUUGCCACAUUCAGCCAACGAGCUACAGAAUUUUUGGAGAAAUUCGAUAAGCGAAAAUACAACCAACUAGUGGAAUUGUCUACGAUUAAAGUAUGAAUAAAUUUGAGUGUAUAUAUUUAUUUGUUGUACUUCAAGUGGAAAUUUAUAAUGGGAAUAACAUAAUUUAUCUCAAAUAAGAGAGAAUAUUUGCUUUGUUAAUACCAAUAAAUCGAAUCACAUCUGUGUAGAUUUAGUAAAA